Molecule: messenger RNA, 1767 nt
Organism: Olea europaea var. sylvestris
Lineage: Eukaryota; Viridiplantae; Streptophyta; Magnoliopsida; Lamiales; Oleaceae
Product: protoheme IX farnesyltransferase, mitochondrial
Exons: 7
Coding region: 61-1410 (449 amino acids)
Biological process (GO): heme biosynthetic process
Cellular component (GO): mitochondrion; membrane
Molecular function (GO): protoheme IX farnesyltransferase activity
Source: RefSeq, a predicted model, not a curated record
GAAAAUUCUGUCGAAACUUCAUAAUUUCCCCUAGACGAACUCGCUCCUACUGAGUCGGCCAUGUGGAGAAACUCGCUGAGUUUUUCAUCCAAACUCGCCCACUCUAAUUCGAGUUAUUGUCUCCCCUUCUUCCUUCGCACUUCCCCGAAACCUUCCUAUCAUGCCCUUCUUGGCCGAUCUAAUUCCACAAGCCCAGAGUCCACGUCGGUGGCCGAUCCAGUGAAGUGGUCCGAGUCCGGUCCUGGGAUCGUAAAUUUUGGGGCUCAUGCCGCGUCAGCCAGCGCCGCUGACUUAUCGUCGUUAGCGGCUUCGUCGAUGGGGAAGGCUAAGGAUGUGGCGUACUUGGCCAAGCAUUAUGGUCGCUGUUAUUGGGAGCUCUCAAAAGCUCGUCUGAGCAUGCUAGUUGUUGCUACUUCUGGCACUGGAUAUAUCCUUGGUAGUGGCAUUUCCAUUGACUACCUUGGUCUUUGCUGUACCUGUGCUGGCACGAUGAUGGUUGCAGCUUCUGCCAACUCCUUAAAUCAGGUUUUUGAAGUAAAUAAUGAUGCCAAGAUGAAACGAACCAGACAUAGACCACUUCCAUCAGGACGUCUUACUGUACCUCAUGCAAUCACCUGGGCAUCUUCUGUAGGUGUAGCUGGCACUGCUUUGUUGGCCUGCAAGGCUAAUAUGCUGGCAGCUGGCCUUGCAGCUUCAAAUCUUUUUCUUUAUGCAUUUGUAUACACUCCACUAAAGCAGAUACAUCCAGUAAAUACUUGGGUUGGGGCUAUUGUUGGAGCCAUUCCACCUCUUCUUGGGUGGGCUGCAGCUUCCGGCCAGAUUUCACUUAAUGCAAUGAUUCUCCCAGCUGCUCUAUAUUUUUGGCAAUUACCUCAUUUUAUGGCCCUAGCAUACUUGUGUCGCAAAGAUUAUGCAGAUGGAGGGUUCAGGAUGUUUUCUCUUGCCGAUGCUUCAGGUCUGAGAACGGCCUUGGUUGCUUUGAGGAACUGCCUAUAUCUACUUCCCUUAGGUUACCUUGCGUAUGAUUGGGGUAUAACAUCUGGGUGGUUCUGCAUCGAGUCGACGAUACUUGCUCUUGCGAUUAGUUGUACUGCAGCAUCCUUCUGCAUGAACCGGACGGCAAAAACAGCCAGGAGAAUGUUCCAUGCUAGCCUUCUUUAUCUUCCGGUGUUUAUGUCUGGCCUUCUAGUUCAUCGUCAAUCUGACAAUGAGCAGUCUGUGCUAGUGGAGAAGUCACAUAAGUUCGUUGAACUUCUUCCUUCCCUGGAAAGUAUUGAAGACUAUGCGGAACACAUUCCUCAGAGAAAAUAUAAACGUGAUGGGGUCGGUUCUCAAGCACGGCCACCUGUGGCAUACGCCUCAGUCGCGCCAUUUCCUUUCUUGCCUGCUCCUGCAUAUGUUAGUAGCUAAAUUAUUUCUUCUUUAUAAGUUUAAAUAAAAAAAGGAGGAAAAGCCAAUGGGGUAUACUUUUAGAUUUUGUUUUUGAUGUGAGAAAAAUUCAGUAAGUGGUGUAGAACAUAUUGGCUCUACGAUGUGAGCUGUCGUGUUGAUUUGUAUAUGCAAAAAGGGGCGAGUAACGUUUUCGUUUGGGCUGCUGCUGCUGCUGUGGUCCGUUCUAUUUUUUCGUGGAAAAUAUUGAUUAUUUCUUUGGGAUUUAAUUCUAUACUUAAUGUAAUUACAUAACAAAAAUCUUGACACGAUUACAUGGAUAGAGAGAAGACCUUAUUCAAUAAGGUUUUAAGCCUCUCUUUGGUAGGAUUAUAAUCA